ACCAAACUGCAAUUCAUAUUUAAGUGCCAAAACACUUUCCCAAAAAACUCAUAAAUCUCAAAUUCGCACUCCAAUCAUUUCCCCUCCUCAAGAAAAGUCAAACAAGCAAAAACAUGGCUUCGGCGCCUAUCAAAUUCGGGAUCCUCGGCUGCGCGAAGAUAGCCCGCAAGCUCUCCCGCGCCAUCGUUCUCUCCGGGAACGCCGCGAUUGCCGCGAUCGGCAGCCGAUCGCUGGAGAAGGCCGUCGGCUUCGCGCGGGAGAACGGCUUCCCGGAGUCGGCGAGGGCCUACGGCUCGUACGCCGCCGUAUUGGACGAUCCGGACGUGGACGCAGUGUACAUACCGCUGCCGACGAGCCUGCACGUGCAAUGGGCCGUGCUGGCGGCCCGAAAAGGGAAGCACGUGUUGCUAGAGAAGCCCGUGGCGCUCAGCGUCAGCGAGCUCGACGUGAUACUUGGGGAGUGCGAAUCCAGUGGGGUGCAGUUCAUGGACACUACCAUGUGGAUGCACCACCCUAGGACCCACCAGAUGAAGGACUUCCUCUCCGAUUCUACCACCUUCGGUCAACUCAAAUCAGUGGAGAGUAACUUCAGCUUUCCGGCAGACAAGGCUUUCUUAGAAAAUGACAUUCGCGUGAAGCCGGAUCUCGAUGCCUUAGGCGUUCUCGGUGAUGCAGGAUGGUACUGCAUCCGAUCGAUUCUGUGGGCCGCGGAUUACGACCUACCGAAAUCCGCCGUCGCUUUGCCCGACGCCGUUCUGAACGACGCUGGCGUCGUCUUGUCCUGCAGUGCCGAACUGCAGUGGCAAGACGGCAGGGCGGGGAGCUUCCGCUGCUCGUUCCUGGCCGACUUGAACAUGGACGUCACAAUACUUGGAACCAACGGUACUCUGUCCGUUCACGACUAUGUAGGCCCGUUCCAGGAGAACAGGGCCACUUUCUCCACUCACGUGAAAUCGGGAUCGGUGUUAGAGCACACCGUUACGACGGAGCUCCCGCAAGAGGCUCUUAUGGUGAGGGAGUUUUCUAGGUUGGUUGCGAGCAUCAAAUUUGGGGCAGCCAAACCGGAGAAAAAAUGGCCAACUCUUAGUAGGAAGACACAAGCUGUAGUAGAUGCGGUGAAGAUGUCUAUUGAUAGGGGUUACAAAAUUGUUGAUGUUACGUAUUAGACUAUUUUUAUGUUUGUUAUUGCGUUAUAUUCGGAUUUGUAAUAUUUUAUGCUAUAUUAUGACUUGCGUACGUAUGAAUAAAGUCACAAAUUGCUUUGAA
Molecule: messenger RNA, 1266 nt
Organism: Salvia miltiorrhiza (redroot sage)
Lineage: Eukaryota; Viridiplantae; Streptophyta; Magnoliopsida; Lamiales; Lamiaceae
Exons: 2
Coding region: 114-1166 (350 amino acids)
Molecular function (GO): nucleotide binding
Source: RefSeq, a predicted model, not a curated record